Molecule: messenger RNA, 732 nt
Organism: Diuraphis noxia (Russian wheat aphid)
Lineage: Eukaryota; Metazoa; Arthropoda; Insecta; Hemiptera; Aphididae
Molecular function (GO): sequence-specific DNA binding
Source: RefSeq, a predicted model, not a curated record
AACUUGUUUAACCAUGAAGAUUACAACAGUAGACAGCUCAAAACAUCUKUUAAUGAUAAAAUAAAUCUAUGUGAUUUUAAUAGGCUAGAAUUUAAUAUUGUAGACAAAAAUACUUUGUUAGUCAAAGAAAAAAAAAAAAAAAGUAUUGAUGAAAGAACUAUUUUGUUAAACUCAUUAGAAGAUAAAAUAGAUCAACAACUAAAAAAAUAUGAUAAAAUACUUGAAACAUCAACCCUUUCCAAAUCAACUGUAAAAAACAAGAGUGAUAAAGAAAAACAAUUAUUAAAUUCCUCAACAAAAUGCAAUAAAUCAAAUAGUGAGGAAAUUUUAAAUGAUGUCAAUGAUAUUAAAGAAUUUGAAUCUAAAGAGAAGAUAACUCAAAUGCUACAAUCACUAAAUACCUCAACAAAAUGCAAUAAAUCAAAUGUUGAAGAAAUUUUAAAUGAUUCCAAUGACAUUAAAGAAUUUCAAUCUAAAGAGAAGACUACAUUAAGUUUAACAAAACAAUAUCUAGAAUCAUUUGAAAAAGAAAUUGCAAAAGAAAGAGAGAUCAUAAGUGGAAAUAUAAAUAAUAAUGAUAUGGAUUUAGAAUAUGUCUAUUUGGAUAUAUUAAAUGAUGUUAAUAUGAAUGCAAGUGUAAUGGAAGUUCAACCUACAUGUGAUACAAAUAAUAGUUUAAAAGCCGCAUUGUUUUCGGUAAAACAUAUCUGUGUAGAACUGGAUGAUCAUUAA